AUGAAUUUACCUUUCAGUGUGCACUUCCAAACUAUGGAUGUAAAGAAGUUUCCUUAUUUCAGGGACUUUCCAAUGACCACGUUUACACUAUUCCAGCUAAUGAUGGGAUUAACUGAAUUCCCUGGAACUGAUGAUAUCAUCUUGCCCAACAUCAUCAUUAUCCUUUAUACAGUUUACAUGCUGUUUGCUUUCAUUUUGCUUUUGAAUCUUUUAAUUGCUCUAAUGGCAGACACACAUUACCGAGUAGCAAAUGAGCGAAACACCCUCUGGAAGGCUCAGAUUGCUACAACUACCUUACUGCUGGAGAGAAGAAUCCCAAGUUUUCUUUGGCCACGAACUGGAAUACCUGGGGAAAUCCUGGGGCUUGAUAAAGGAAAGUGGUUUUUCAGGGUUGAAGAAUGCAAUGAUACUUAUUACAAGGGGUAUGAGAAGAAUGGACAAUAUGGAAAACAUGAAAAAGUAAAUGGCUAA
Ornithorhynchus anatinus (platypus) is the source of this 471-nucleotide messenger RNA. Its product is annotated as transient receptor potential cation channel subfamily V member 6-like. Gene Ontology annotation, cellular component: membrane. The record is from RefSeq and is a predicted model, not a curated record. The transcript is spliced from 4 exons. Gene Ontology annotation, biological process: calcium ion import across plasma membrane. Gene Ontology annotation, molecular function: calcium channel activity. Bases 1 to 471 code for a protein of 156 amino acids. NCBI's taxonomy places the organism in Eukaryota, Metazoa, Chordata, Mammalia, Monotremata, Ornithorhynchidae.